AUGAAGCUUUUUACCAUCUUUUUCUCAGCUUUCUUGGCUGAAAAUUGCAGAGAAAAUGUCCGACUUGGCUACGACGGCGAAUUUCCUCUAAUUCCUCUUGCUUCUACCCAGGGAUCGGGGAACACUUGGACCAGGCAGUUGCUCGAAGCUGCUACUGGGAUUUAUACGGGGAGUAUUUACAAUGAAACGAGAGUGAUAACGGAGGAUGGCUUUGUUGGAGAAGCGGCGAAAAUGCUCUCGGGGCGAACGAUUGGGAAUAAAAAUCAUGGAAAGAGCUUUUUGAGCUUUGCUUACGGGGCGAUUCUUAUUAUCAGAAAUCCAUACGAUGUCUUCAAAGCCGAAUUCAACCGAAAAAACUCUCGAGAAUACGACCGAAACGGCGGGCACACCGGUCUCGCAAAAGAACAUCUCUUCCUCUCUGAAAAGUGGGACAUCUUCGUCCAAGUCAUGAUUCGCCGAUGGUUGGGCAUCAACGAGGCUUACAUUCGAGAAGGGCAGAUUGAAAGUGAAAUUCCAAUCCAAAUUGUCUACUUUGAAGAUUUGAAGGAAAACGCUGCGAAAGAGAUGGAAAAAGUGCUUUAUUUUCUGGAGCAAAAUAUUGGCUUCAGACCGGAUGAUGCUGAAAAACGACUCGAUUGCAUCAGAAAUUCCGAAGCCGAAUUCGAAAAAUUCAAGCGACCAAAACAAGAACUCGACUUUGAAAUCUGGAACGCGACGAAAAUCGAAGCUGUCGAUGCAGCAAUCUACCAACUAUCACAGGCUAUCGAGGAAGCUGGUCUCCCACCAAUGCCAAACUAUUACAAGAGCGAGAAAUUUUUGAAUUUCAAUGCUGAAGAUUUCGAAGGAGUUGAAAUAAGGCAAGAUCGAGAUCGCGUGAGAAGACUUUACAACAAAUAUCGAAGCCUGUAA
Oikopleura dioica is the source of this 909-nucleotide messenger RNA. NCBI's taxonomy places the organism in Eukaryota, Metazoa, Chordata, Appendicularia, Copelata, Oikopleuridae. The record is from the annotation of a GenBank genome assembly.